Molecule: messenger RNA, 2257 nt
Organism: Teleopsis dalmanni
Lineage: Eukaryota; Metazoa; Arthropoda; Insecta; Diptera; Diopsidae
Exons: 1
Source: RefSeq, a predicted model, not a curated record
AUGUCAUCCAUCAAUCAUGGUCAGACCAGUUGCGUUCUUUUGGGAACAGCAAAACUUUUAGCCUCCAACUCUAAUGGAAGAACAGUCGAGUGCAGAGCAGUAUUGGAUUCAGGUUCACAAAUAAAUAUUGUGACUGGACGACUGGCAUCCAGAUUGGGGCUGCAAGUAAGCUCCAGUUCGAUUUGCAUCGAAGGCAUAGGGAUAGGUAAAUUGAGUUCAAAAAGUCGUACAACACUUUCUGUGCAAUCAAAAGUGACCGAUUACAAAACAAUACUUGAAGCAUUUGUGUUGCCAAAAAUUGUAUCCAAUCAACCAUCGCAACACUUACAAAUUUCAAAUUGGAAUCUGCCCAAUAACAUCCAAUUAGCAGAUCCUACAUUCUAUAAGUCUGACAAAAUUGAUAUGUUGCUUGGAGCAGAAUUUUAUCAUCAACUCCUAAGUCCUGGUCAAAUACAACUUUCAAGGGAACUACCAAUUCUACAGAACACUGUGCUCGGAUGGAUCGUAUCUGGAAAAAUCCAAAAUGCUAACACAAUGAUUGCAACAUGUGGAAUAGCAUCAGAAGAUAGUUUAGAAAACGCAAUAGAACAACUUUGGAAGGUUGAAGAAGUUGAUACUCACUCAAAGGUCUUAUCAAUAGCAGAACAACAAUGUGAAGCUCAAUUCACUCAAACUACAUAUCAGAAUGUUACGGGACGAUUCAUCGUUCGUCUUCCUUUUAUAAAUGACAGAUUCGCUUUGGGAGAUUCGAAAGACAUUGCUACAAAUAGAUUUCUAGCACUAGAGCGUAGACUUUCAAAGGAUAGUCAUCUCAAACGACAAUAUGUAGAGUUUUUAGAUGAAUAUGAAAAAUUGGGACAUAUGACCGAAAUAGAUAUUGAAAGGAUUAUGUCACCACAUUACUUUAUACCACACCAUUGUGUGCUUAAACCUGAUAGUACCACCACCAAGUUACGUGUGGUAUUUGAUGCAUCAUCCAAGAUAACUUCAGGACAAUCUCUCAAUGAUUUACUACACAUCGGACCAACUGUUCAAAGUGAAUUACUGUCUAUUUUAUUACGAUUCCGUCUUCCUCGUUAUGUGUUUACAACAGACAUUGAAAAGAUGUACCAACAAAUACUUGUACAUCCAGAAGACAGACAAUGUCAGCUUAUCGUUUGGAGAAAUGAACCAAGUCAACCUAUAAAAUACUUUGAACUCAACACAGUAACAUAUGGUACUAGAUCAGCACCGUAUCUAGCAACCAAAUGUUUGCAAGCUUUAGCUGAUGACAAUAUGCAAAAUUAUCCAUUAGGUGCAUCUGCUCUCAAACAAAACUUCUAUGUAGAUGACUGUUUACACGGGGCAGAUAGUCUGAGAACAUUGUUGGAAACUCAGAGUCAAUUAAACAAAAUACUGACAGCAAGCGGUUUUAAAUUGAGAAAAUGGUGCGCAAAUCAUCCAAGUCUACUACAAGGAAUUCCACACAAUGACUUAGAAGUCAAUUUAGAUUUAGAAAAUAAUAACGAUACAACAAAAACUCUUGGGUUAUCCUGGUGUCCAAAAUCUGAUAGUUUAUGCGUCAAGGUUAAAUUGGAACCUGUUUGCAGCACGACGAAGCGCAGUGCAACCUCAGAUUUAGCAAGGCUAUUUGAUCCACUAGGACUUUUGUCACCAGUUGUGGUGAUGGCAAAGAUCUUUAUUCAAGAAUUAUGGAAUUUAAAAAUGGAUUGGGAUGAAAAACUGCCGACUGAAUUACAUAAACAGUGGUUAGAGUUCCGGAACAAUUUGACGAAAGUAAAUUGUCUGCAGAUAUCUCGUCAUAUUUUCAAGGGCGAAGUUCCUGCCAACAUUCAAUUACACAUCUUUACAGAUGCAUCAGAAAAGGCAUAUGGUGCUGCAGCGUAUUUGCGAUCAACACUUCAGAAUGGUCAAGUUAUUGUACGACUAUUGUGCGCUAAGUCUCGGGUUGCACCUUUGAAAAGGUUGACAUUACCUCGUCUCGAACUUUGUGCAGCUGUGGUUGGCGCAGAACUAGCAACAAGAAUAAAGAACGACCUACAAAUAAGAAAUUACCAGACGUUCUUUUGGUGUGAUUCACAAAUAGUGAUAUCAUGGAUCAACUCUCCAUCAUCAAAAUUUCACACUUUCGUUGCAAACAGAGUAAGCAACAUUCAUCAAUUAACAGCCACAAGUCAGUGGCGCCACGUCAGUUCGGAACACAAUCCAGCUGACAUUUUAUCAAGAGGCCUUGCACCCCAUAAACUACAGUCAUCAA